Messenger RNA from Pipistrellus nathusii (Nathusius's pipistrelle), 3066 nucleotides. The record is from the annotation of a GenBank genome assembly. NCBI's taxonomy places the organism in Eukaryota, Metazoa, Chordata, Mammalia, Chiroptera, Vespertilionidae.
AUGGGGGCCGCGGGCCCCGGGGCGGCCCGGGCGCUGCUGCCGCUGCUGCUGCCGCUGCUGCUGCGGGCGGCGGUGCUGCCCGGCCCGGGCCGCGUCCCCGCGCCGCCCGACGAUGUGGACGAGUGUGCCCACGGGCUGGAUGACUGCCAUCCCAAUGCCCUGUGUCAGAACACGCCCACCUCCUACAAGUGCUCCUGCAAGCCUGGCUACCACGGGGAGGGCAGGCAGUGUGCGGACAUUGAUGAGUGUGAAAACGAACUCAAAGGAGGCUGUGUCCAUGACUGUUUGAAUAUUCCGGGCAAUUACCGCUGCACUUGUUUUGAUGGCUUCAUGUUGGCUCAUGACGGUCAUAAUUGUCUUGACGUGGACGAAUGCCUGGACAACAACGGCGGCUGCCAGCACACCUGCCUCAACGCCCUGGGGAGCUACGAGUGCCGCUGCAAGGAGGGCUUCUUCCUGAGCGACAAUCAGCACACGUGCAUCCACCGCUCCGCAGAGGGUCUGAGCUGCAUGAACAAGAACCAUGGCUGCAGUCACAUCUGCAAAGAGGCUCCCAAAGGCAGCGUCGCCUGCGAAUGCCGACCUGGCUUCGAGCUGGCCAAGAACCAGAGGGACUGCGUCUUGACUUGUAACCAUGGAAACGGUGGGUGCCAGCACUCCUGUGAGGACACAGCUGAAGGCCCAGAGUGCAGCUGCCAUCCACAGUACAAGAUGCACACCGAUGGGAGGAGCUGCCUGGAGCGAGAGGACCCUGCCCUGGAGGUGAUGGAGAGCAAUGCCACAUCGGUGGCGGACGGGGAUAAACGGGUGAAACGGCGGCUGCUCAUGGAAACGUGUGCUGUCAACAAUGGAGGCUGCGACCGCACCUGUAAGGAUACCUCGACCGGUGUUCACUGCAGCUGUCCCGCUGGAUUCACGCUCCAGCUGGAUGGGAAGACCUGUAAAGAUAUUGAUGAGUGCCAGACCCGCAAUGGAGGUUGCGAUCAUUUCUGCAAAAACACCGUGGGCAGUUUUGACUGCAGCUGCAAAAAGGGAUUUAAAUUAUUAACAGAUGAGAAGUCUUGCCAAGAUGUGGAUGAAUGCUCCUUGGAUAGGACCUGUGAUCACAGCUGCAUCAACCACCCUGGCACAUUCACGUGCGCCUGCAACAAAGGGUACACCCUCUAUGGCUUUACCCACUGCGGAGACACCAACGAGUGCAGCAUCCACAACGGAGGCUGUCAGCAGGUCUGCGUGAACACGGUGGGCAGCUAUGAAUGCCAGUGCCACUCUGCAUACAAGCUCCACUGGAACAAAAAAGACUGUGUGGAAGUGAAGGGGGUCCUGCCCGCUAGUGUGUCACCCCAGGUGUCCCUGCACUGCGGUAAGAGUGGCCGAGGAGACAGGUGCUUCCUCAGAUGUCACUCUGGCAUUCGCCUCUCUUCAGGACUGCAAGAGGCCUACUCUGUCACCUGCGGCACUUCCCCUCCUCUCAGGAACAAACAGCAAAAAUCAAAUGACUCUGCUUUCGGGGAUGUCGCCACCAUCAGGACAAGUGUAACCUUUAAGCUAAAUGAAGGCAAGUGUAGUUUGAAAAAGGCUGAGCUGUUUCCUGAGGGUCUGCGACCAGCACAACCAGAGAAGCACAGCUCAGUAAAAGAGAGCUUCCGCUACGCACACCUCACAUGCGGCUCCCGCAAGCAAGUGCCCGGCGCCCCGGGCCGACCGAGCGCCGCUCAGGAAGCGUUUGUCACUGUUGAGUUUGGGCUUGAAACUAACCAAAAGGAGGUGACAGCUGCUUGUGAUCUGAGCUGCGUGGUGAAGCGCACAGAGAAGAGGCUCCGGAAGGCGGUCCGCACACUCCGGAAGGCUGCCCACAGGGAGCAGUUCCACCUCCAGCUCCCCGGCACGGACCUCGAAGUGGCUAGGAAGUCCCCCCGAGCGUCUGAACGCCGGGCAGAGGCCUGCGGAGCGGGCCAGAGCCACAUCGGAAGCCAAUGUGUCAGUUGCAGGGCUGGGACUUACUACGAUGGAUCACAAGAACGCUGCAUUUUAUGUCCGAAUGGAACCUUCCAAAAUGAGGAAGGACAGAUCACAUGUGAGCCAUGCCCAAGACCAGACAAUCCUAGGACCCUGAAGGCCCUAGAUGCUUGGAAUGUGUCUGAGUGUGGAGGUCUGUGCCAACCUGGCGAAUAUUCUGCGGACGGCUUCGCACCCUGCCAGCUCUGUGCCCUUGGCACGUUCCAGCCUGAAGCCGGCCGUACUUCCUGCUUCUCUUGUGGGGGAGGGCUCCCCACCAAACACUUGGGAGCCACUUCCUUCCAGGACUGUGAAACCAGAGUGCAGUGCUCACCUGGACAUUUCUACAACACCACCACUCACCGAUGCAUCCGUUGCCCGGCGGGGACCUAUCAGCCCGAAUUUGGAAAAAAUCAUUGUGUCUCUUGUCCGGGAAAUACUACGACUGACUUUGAUGGUUCCACAAACAUAACCCAGUGUAAAAACAGAAGAUGUGGAGGGGAGCUGGGGGAUUUCACCGGGUACAUUGAGUCCCCGAACUACCCGGGCAAUUACCCAGCCAACACCGAGUGUACGUGGACCAUCAACCCACCCCCCAAGCGCCGCAUCCUGAUCGUGGUCCCCGAGAUCUUCCUGCCCAUAGAGGACGACUGCGGGGACUACCUGGUGAUGCGGAAAACCUCUUCGUCCAAUUCCGUGACGACCUACGAGACAUGCCAGACCUACGAGCGCCCCAUCGCCUUCACCUCCAGGUCGAAGAAGCUGUGGAUUCAGUUCAAGUCCAACGAGGGAAACAGCGCCAGAGGGUUCCAGGUCCCGUACGUGACCUAUGACGAGGAUUACCAAGAACUCAUUGAAGACAUAGUUCGAGACGGCAGGCUCUAUGCAUCUGAGAAUCAUCAGGAAAUACUUAAGGAUAAGAAACUGAUCAAGGCGCUGUUUGAUGUCCUGGCCCACCCCCAGAACUAUUUCAAGCACACAGUCCAGGAGUCCCGGGAGAUGUUUCCAAAGUCCUUCAUCCGAUUGCUGCGCUCCAAAGUGUCCAGGUUUCUGAGGCCUUACAAAUGA